AUGUUUCCCACGCGUUCCCUUUUCAGUCCAGCCCGCUUGACGCUGUUUACACGCGCGGGCUGUGGCCUUUGCGAUACCGCCAAAAACACCGUGGUUCAGCUCCAGAAACGACGCUCCUUUGAAUACGUCGAAGCGGAUAUCAUGGAACCGGGAAACAAAUCUUGGAAGGAUGUUUACGAGUUUGAUGUUCCAGUGCUCCACGUUCAAUCAGUUCACAACGGACUGCCCAAGGAAGCCAAUCUCUCCGAUGCGCGUAAAUUGUUCCAUCGAUGGACAGAACAAGAAGUUGAGCGAUCGGUAGACGAAGCGGAAAAAGCACAGUCCUGA
Messenger RNA from Penicillium expansum, 327 nucleotides. RefSeq names its product glutaredoxin family protein. The record is from RefSeq and is a predicted model, not a curated record. The coding region runs from base 1 to 327 and encodes 108 amino acids. Lineage: Eukaryota; Fungi; Ascomycota; Eurotiomycetes; Eurotiales; Aspergillaceae. The transcript has a single exon.